Molecule: messenger RNA, 1263 nt
Organism: Lingula anatina
Lineage: Eukaryota; Metazoa; Brachiopoda; Lingulata; Lingulida; Lingulidae
Source: RefSeq, a predicted model, not a curated record
AUGGGAGGACGUCACAGCAAAUCUUCCACUGGUGGCGGCGGUGGGACGUUUGUUACAUAUGCUGACAACGACCCGUUAAUCGUGGCUGGGGGCGGAGGCGGGGUGGAAACCCUCACGGGCAGACAGGCUGUGUGCAGCGGCACAGCGCGUAACGAUGGCAACCGUGGGUUUGGAGGAUCAGCUUGGCCAGGUGGACGUAACGGACAGGGUGCUUCGACAGCCGACUCAAGCAAUUCUGGUGGAGGAGGUGGCGGUCUACUCACGGACGGGAGGAGCAGUGCUAAGUANACAACUCCUGCGGCGGGGGAGGAGGCUCCUACAACGCUGGGACAGACCAGAUGGGCAACGACGGGGAAAAUGAGGGACACGGAUACGUCGUGCUCACCAGACUGGUUCCGAAAUGUGACAUUUACAAAUCUCGGUGCGACGGGACGACUUGGGCCGACUUCAGUGGGUAAACAUUACGACGGUCAGGACCAUCAGGGCAAGGUGACCUUAGAGAACGGGACACAGCUCUUUACCAUCCCUGUCUCCGGUCUCUACAGGAUACGUGCCGCUGGUGCUGCAGGGGGAUGUGACUUUAGGGGAUGUCAUUACCGUAGUCAAGGCGCUGUUGUAGCUGGGACGUUCAAUUUAAAAGCGGGUCGUCAACUUAAAAUCCUGGUCGGCCAAAUGGGAGAACGUCACAACACAUCUUCCAGUGGCGGUGGCGGUGGAACGUUCGUCACAUAUGUUGAUAACGAUCCAUUGAUCGUGGCCGGAGGAGGAGGUGGGAUAGAGCAGCUUAAGAUCGUACAGGCUGUGUGCAGCGGCACGGCGCGUAACGAUGGCAACCGUGGAUUUGGAGGGUCGGCUUGGCCGGGUGGGCGUAACGGACAGGGUGCUUCGACAGCCGACUCCAGCAAUUCAGGGGGAGGUGGGGGCGGUCUACUCACGGACGGGAGGAGCAGUGCAAAGUACGGCGGGUCCGGGACAGGAGGCGAGGGCGGAAAAGCGUUUGUGAACGGCGGUGCAGGAGGAAGAACCCACUACUGGCCGGAUGCGCGGUAUAACACAGCGAACGGUGGGUUCGGGGGAGGGGGCGGUGCCUACGGGUAUGGCGGAGGAGCGGGCGGAGGGGGCGGCUACUCUGGCGGGGCGAGUGGGGACAAUAACCCCAACUCCUGCGGCGGGGGAGGAGGCUCCUACAACGCCGGGACAGACCAGGCGGGCAACGACGGGGAAAAUGAAGGACACGGAUACGUCGUGCUCACCAGGCUGUAA